GAGCCAGACCAGAGGGCGUAGCUACAUCAAAAGGGGGUCGAAAUGGGAGGAGGAAAGAGGGCAGAAGGAGAGGAGUUUGGAGGGGAGCGGAGGUAAGGGGAGGGGGAGAGUUGUCGGUCCAUGACAUGAAUGAACCAUGUUCGGUAACGGAGGGUUAGCUCUCCCGGUUUGCUCCUUUCUCCUGCUACACCUCCCGGUUCUCCCGCUAACGAACAACUGGCCCAUUAAGGAUAGAAGUGAAGGGAGGGUGGAGCAGCGUAACAUCCAUCUACAAUCACACAGCCAUGGAAGUCUGAAUGUCAGACAGAUGAGCAACAAGGAGGAGGUGUUUCAGUGGUGGGGUGAGUGGUCCAGUUGGUCCUCUUGUUCCAGGAGCUGUGGAGGAGGAGUGAGGAGUCAGGAGAGACACUGUCUCAUACAGAGGCUGUCCACCACACAGAACAUAAACAGCUCAUAUUGUGUUGGCUCUCCUAAACAGUACCAGCUCUGUCCAAACAAGCCCUGUCCCAACCCCAGUGUUAGCUUCAAACAGCACCAGUGUUCCCAAUUUAACUCUAAAGCCUUUGGACGAAAAUACUACCAGUGGAUACCUCUUUAUCCAGCUGAUUACAUCAGCAUCUCCAAUAAGCCAUGUGACCUGCAGUGUACAACCAUCAGUGGUGAGCGACAGCUCCUAGUUCCUGCCCACGACGGUACAUUCUGCCGUGAUACUAAAUUCCAUGGAGUCUGUAUUGAGGGAAUAUGUCAGCCUGUAGGUUGUGAUGGGGAGCUGUACAGCAGUAAGACAGUGGACAGAUGUGGAGUAUGUGGAGGCAAUGGGGCAUCAUGCCAGCGCAUCUCUGGAUCAUAUAGGAAGGCACUCACACAGUUAGGCUAUGUGUUCAUCACCAACAUCCCAGCUGGAGCCACAGACAUUCAGAUCAUAGAGAGACACAAGACUGAGAACAUCCUGGCCCUGUCAGAUGAAGGUGGUCAUUUCUUCUUCAACGGGAAAACUGUCUUUGACAACCCUCAAAACUUCCAUGUGGCAGGAACAGUGUUUAAAUAUCGACGUCCAAGCAGUGUGUUCUCUGAUGGGCUGGAGUACAUCAUUGCCCAGGGACCAACACUGCAGGGCCUCAAUGUCAUGUACUACAACUUGAACGGAAAGCUACCCCAUAUCACCUACGAGUACACCAUCCCCCUUAAGUCUUAUGACAUGACUGCUGCAGAGGGCGUCACUACAAGUCCUGGCCGCUCCCAUCUCAACUUCACCUAUAAUGUGGUAAAUGAGGACGUGAGAGAGGGUCAGGUUAAUUUCACCAACCACAGCAGAGGGAGCACGACAUCUUACCAUCAUUACAACACCCAGUUGGUAGAUGAUGACCAAUCAGAUAUCCAGCUGCAGGAAGAUGAGGAGGAGGAAGUUGUGUGGGAAAUCCGAACACCCAGCCCUCCACCGCCAGCAGCCAUGUUGGUCUACAGACCGGCUGAUAUCACCAGUCAUGUGUUCAGCCUCAAUGACGUGGAAGAGCAGGGACCUCCUGCACCAUCUGGCUACCGGAGUUCCUCCAAUUCGAUUGAUGAGCCGUCCACUACUGAUGAUAACACUUUAGUGCACUCUUACCCAGGUAGUCAGAGUGUUCAGUCUGCACCCUUGCCUGAAGAGGCUCCAUAUAUGCUGCUGGAGGACCUACAGUACAACCAGACAACCAACACACACCAUCCCACACAGUCAAACACAUACUCUGCUAAACACACACUCACUGAUAGUGAUCCACAUUCACCAGCACAAACACACGUGGAAACAGUGUCCUCUGCAGACACAGAAACACACAAAGACACACAGUUGGAAAUACACUCAGAUAUGCUCACGGUUACUGACACACACUCUGUUACACACAUAGAAAUGGAACCUGGCAAACACUCAGACACACACACAGCCAUCUUGGUUCAGCUGCAACAGGUGUCUGCAGUCCAGGCAGCCAACACAGAGAGCAAUGACUUUGAUGUGGGUCUGGACCCAGAUAUUAGUCUGGCAGACAUGUAUCGCUGGAAGGUUUCUGCUUAUGCUCCAUGCAGCUCAACCUGUACAACAGGAAUCACCACUAGCUAUGCCCUGUGUGUUCGAUAUGAUGGUACUGAAGUGGAUGACAGUUACUGUGACUCUCUGACCAGGCCAGAGCCCACACAUGAGUUCUGCACUGGAAAGGAAUGUCCUCCAAGAUGGGAGACCAGUGGUUGGAGUGAGUGCUCUCGAACCUGUGGUGAGGGUGUUCAGUACCGCACUGUGCGCUGCUGGAAGAUGCUGUCACCCGGUCUCGACUCCUCUGUCUACGAUUCAUUGUGUCUGUCACAUGACCUGCACAAACCUGCUAAUAGAAAGGUCUGCCUGGGCCAGAGCUGCGGACCACAGUGGGAGGUGUCUGAGUGGUCAGAGUGUUCCGCACGUUGUGGCUCUCGGGGUGUUCGGACUCGGGAGGUUCGUUGCUCCAUGGAAAUGAGUUUAUGUAACAAGUCCUCUCAGCCAAAACAAAGUCAGGAAUGUGAGGGCCCACUCUGUGACAGAAGAUGGACAGUUUCUGACUGGGGACCUUGCUCAGGUGUGUGUGGAGAGGGAAGGAUGGUGCGUGCAGUGACAUGUCGAUCAUCAGGUGGGCUAGUGAUGUCAGAGGAGCAGUGUGAUCAAGCACUGCGCCCGCUGGCCAUCCAUCCCUGUGGUGACAGAAACUGUGCCGCCCACUGGGUCGAACAGGAAUGGCAACAGUGUAACGCUACCUGUGGCCGUGGUGUGCGGUGGCGUCAGGUGGUGUGUGCUGGGCUGGAAGAUGGUGUGUUCAAAGAGUUUCCAGAUAGUAGCUGUGACCAAAUCAACAAACCAGAGACCAGCUCCUCCUGCUUCCAGAGACCCUGCUCCAAAUGGUUCACUACAUCAUGGUCCCAGUGCAGUAAGACCUGUGGGAGUGGUGUCCAGGUUCGAGAAGUCAAGUGUUACCAGGGAGAGGAGCUGGUAACCAGGGGCCACAGCUGUGACUCUGCCCUCAAGCCAGAAGCCAGACAGAGCUGUGAAAUCCAGAGCUGUCCAACAGAAGCACCAGCAGCGGCCCCAGCAGCAUCAGUAGCAGUGGAUGACUCAUGCCAGGAUAAACCAACGGCCAACUGUGCCCUAGUCCUAAAGGUGAAACUGUGUUCCCAUUGGUACUACAGAAAGGCCUGCUGCCAGUCCUGUAAGGCACCAAGACCCUGAAGUCUUAACUGUACCCUCUCACCCUGACCCUCAUCACCAACCACUGGUACCAACUGUCACAUUAUAUUCUUAUUGGUGCUACACAAAAGCCUGCUGUUAGCAGUGUAUGGCCUCAGGACAUCAACAUUUACCUUAUUAUCAACCUGUGGUCACUGCCUUCUACUUGUCAAUGUUAUCUCUUUACUCUUAUUCUCUCACACCUUGGAUUGGCCCUAAAAGUAAAUCCUUGUUUAAGGAAAACACUAUUACAGUAAAGUAGUUUUGCAGGCAGAGCACAAUUCCUCCCUCACAGCUGUAUUUUACAACUGGACAUUUACCUGGAGCACUGAAAGCUAAAACCUGACACAGUGUGCAAAGCUUUAGCCUGCUCUCUGUGAUGGAGGCGCUGACCAUUUAGCCAAUGUGUGACUAAAUCUAUUCAUGGACCACCUCCUCCCCAGACAAUGUGAAGAUAGACUAACUCUGGACAGACUGGGAUGUCUGUUAAUCUGUUUACUUAACUCCAAAUCAGAAGAUGCAAACAGUUUUGAUAAAUAUUCCUCCUCUAGUGUUUAUUUCUUCCACAUUUAGAUCCUUCUCACUGUAACACUCACCAUUUUUAGGGCUAAAAUCCCUCAAAGUCCAUUCACCUUUCAAUUCCUGUAUCCAUCACUCCAAGUAGCUCCCAUCCCUUUUUAAACUGAUGUUCUGCACAGUACAUGUCUACAGUCUGUCCAUCCCCUCGCUUCUUCUCAAGGUGCCAUGUUUCACCCUGAAUGAAGUCAAAGCACAUGAAAGACAUAGGCAACUUGUUAGUGUGGCAGCAGACCAGGACACACUCAACAGGGAAACAUUGCAGCUCAACCCCCUCAGUCUUGGUCCAGUCCUUCCUGCUAUACAUACACAACCUCACACAGAGAGUUUGGUCAGGCUGUACUACUAGUGCCAUGCUGAUCUGUAACUAUGCUCUUUCUUCUGCCACUGACCAGCUAAUCCAAACCACAACUUCAAUUUGAAGACAGAAGAGCAAACUGCUGCACUUCUCCUAAAGAGGGAGUUUUGUACAUCCAGCAGGUGCUCAAAAUGAACUUUGAUGUAGCAAGUGAAAACCGGCUCAUUGUCACUUGCAUCUAGACUACUAUAACAUCAAGACAGGCACCAGUCAUUGGUAAUUAAACAAAAUGUCACAGUAACUGACAAAAGAAGUUAAAAUACUUUUGUUUAUAAAUCUAUUCAAAGUAGGACGCUGACAGUAGCUGGGUCACAGAUGCUAAGACUACAUCAACAACAGGACACUCACAGCAAACACCGGCUGUGUCUGGGCUUCACACAGGGGAACAUACAUGGGGGUCAUUCAGAGAUGAUCAUUUGUCUCUUUUACACUUGUAUGUACGGCUUGUAUAACAUGUAUGUUGUUGAGAUUUGGGAGUUGUACACCUGUGGUCUCCUCUACCACACUUCACCGCAUAGGUUCACAGAGACAUUUAUGUGAAUCUUCAUAGAAGCACAAGUGUAGCUUCAGUCUAACAUGCAGAAAUCAAUUCCACCUCUCAUAAAAAGUGAACAUUUGGGGAAAUAUACUCAGAGUCACAUGAGAAGAUCAACAUCAUUUCAUGCCUGCGUGUCAGGGGUAGAGAUAUGUCCAGGAUGUUUUUAGCUGAGCUUAGCACAAGGAGUUGAGGAAAAGAGAAACUGCUAGCAUAAAUAGAAACAUUUGGAUUUGGAUUUCUUGAUCAACAGCUGAGUGCCAUGACUGUGUGCAGCAUCUCAAAAGUCUUGCUCUCAUUGUAAUAUGUGCAUAACUUCCAGUGACUGAGCAAAUCCCAGGUGGCUUUUAGACGUGUCUUUAAUUAGCUAACAGAGAGGAUCAAGCUUCAAGGAUAAAACUAUUUAUCUUCUCAUCAAUCUCUGGGAAAGAUGGCACAGUAAUUUUUCCAAAAAAGAUGGAAUGCUCUUUUGAAAUUCGAGUUUUAAUUAUAAGCAAUCCAGGGUACUAAUAAAGACUUUUUCCCUAGAAGGCAUUUGAACCGUCAGAAAUAGGAAAUAAUGAAGUCAUUGCAAGUGCUGGGAAUAGUAGUAUCUGCAGUUCUGAGAACCUGGUCGUACUCCUGUAGAAAUGCAUCUCUAGAGUUGCUGGCUUAAAAAUAUAAGAAUAGUACAAACACAGCACAACACAAAAACAGGAAUGUGGUACUGUACCAACAUGGCUGCCAGUGAAGAUUGUUAGGGCCAAACUCAUCUAUCCAGUACACUGUAAAUAAACUGCAUUCAUGUGGUGCCUUUCCUGUCACGUCACCCACUCAAAGCGCUACAGGUCACACUCUCCCAUUCACACACACAUUAACACACAUGCUUGUUCUAUAUAUAGAGAGAGCGCUGUAGCGCUCUAACACACAUUUGGGGUUCAGUAUCUUGCCAGAGGAUACGUCGGCACAAAGAUCGGAGGAGCCGAGGAUCGAACCAGCCACUGUGUAAACAUGACUGUCCCUCUCCCACAGUGUUGUUUACCUGUUGUUACACUGCCCGCAGAGCUGCUGUUUUUGUUUACUGUAUCUCACGUAAAGAAUAAAAAAAACGUCUGUUUUUGACAAGAA
This is a messenger RNA of Lates calcarifer (barramundi perch), 5799 nucleotides long. Its product is annotated as ADAMTS-like protein 2. Gene Ontology annotation, molecular function: metalloendopeptidase activity. Gene Ontology annotation, cellular component: extracellular matrix. NCBI's taxonomy places the organism in Eukaryota, Metazoa, Chordata, Actinopteri, Centropomidae. Gene Ontology annotation, biological process: extracellular matrix organization. The record is from RefSeq and is a predicted model, not a curated record.